Messenger RNA from Mus musculus (house mouse), 3647 nucleotides. RefSeq names its product v-myc avian myelocytomatosis viral oncogene lung carcinoma derived (gene Mycl). The record is from RefSeq and is marked validated. The transcript has 2 exons. Gene Ontology annotation, cellular component: nucleoplasm; chromosome; nucleus. The coding region runs from base 571 to 1677 and encodes 368 amino acids. Gene Ontology annotation, molecular function: DNA-binding transcription factor activity; protein dimerization activity. Gene Ontology annotation, biological process: regulation of DNA-templated transcription. Lineage: Eukaryota; Metazoa; Chordata; Mammalia; Rodentia; Muridae.
AGAUCGCGCUCCCGCGUCGAUCCCGGGAGCGUCCUGGCUGCCGUGUGCGAGCGAGGCGGGGGGCGCGCGCACGGGGGGCGCGCUCGUGAGUGCGGGGCCGCGCGCUCGGUGGCGCGCAUGUGUGUGUGUGCGGGCUGCCGGGCUUCCCCGAGCCGGCGGGGAGCCGCUCCGCUCCAGGUGGCGGGCGGCGGGAGCGAGGUGAGGCUGCGGGUGGCCCGGGCAGGGGUCCCCAGGGGACUGGCGGGCUGCAAGGCUGCAGACUGCCUUCGAGACAGCGCGCCCCCGCCCGGCCCUGCUGUGCCCCCGGAGCUGAGCUCCGGGCGGUGCUGGCAAAGUUUGCUUUGAACUCGCUCCCCUCAGCCUGGUCGGCCCGUUGCGAGCUGCCCUGAGCGAGCUGACCCCAGGCCAGGCUUCCCAGGAGCAGGGACCAGGGCGCGGGCUGCAAGCUGGUGGGCCUGGGGAGAGACCAGAGCCCCGCAGCCAGCUGCAGCGAGGGACUCGGAGCCGCCUCUUCCCUCGGCGGGCACCGCAGUCAGCUCGUCUCCCCCUUCCCUCCCGCAGGGAGCGGACAUGGACUUCGACUCGUAUCAGCACUAUUUCUACGACUAUGACUGCGGAGAGGAUUUCUACCGCUCCACGGCGCCCAGCGAGGACAUCUGGAAGAAAUUCGAGCUGGUGCCGUCGCCCCCCACGUCGCCGCCCUGGGGCUCCGGUCCCGGCGCCGUGGACCCAGCCUCUGGGAUUAAUCCCGGGGAGCCGUGGCCUGGAGGGGGUGCCGGGGACGAGGCGGAAUCUCGGGGCCAUUCGAAAGCCUGGGGCAGGAAUUAUGCUUCCAUCAUUCGCCGUGACUGCAUGUGGAGCGGCUUCUCCGCCCGAGAACGGCUGGAGAGAGUGGUGAGCGACAGGCUGGCCCCAGGCGCGCCCCGGGGGAACCCGCCCAAAGCGCCCGCUACCCCGGACGGCACUCCUAGUCUGGAAGCCAGUAACCCGGCGCCCGCCACCCAAUGUCAGCUGGGCGAGCCCAAGACUCAGGCCUGCUCCGGGUCCGAGAGCCCCAGCGAUUCUGAAGGUGAAGAGAUUGACGUGGUGACCGUGGAGAAGAGGCGAUCUCUGGACAUCCGAAAGCCAGUCACCAUCACGGUGCGAGCAGACCCCCUGGACCCCUGCAUGAAGCACUUCCAUAUCUCUAUCCACCAACAGCAGCAUAACUAUGCUGCCCGUUUUCCUCCAGAAAGUUGCUCUCAAGAGGGGGAUCCUGAGCCAGGUCCCCAGGAAGAGGCUCCGGAGAUAGAAGCUCCCAAGGAGAAAGAGGAGGAGGAAGAGGAAGAGGAGGAAGAAGAGAUUGUGAGCCCCCCACCUGUCGGAAGUGAGGCUCCCCAGUCCUGCCACCCCAAACCUGUCAGUUCUGACACUGAGGACGUGACCAAGAGGAAGAACCAUAACUUCUUGGAACGAAAAAGGAGGAAUGACCUCCGCUCCCGGUUCCUAGCCCUGCGGGACCAGGUUCCCACCCUGGCCAGCUGCUCUAAGGCCCCCAAAGUCGUGAUCCUCAGCAAGGCGUUAGAAUACUUGCAGGCUUUGGUGGGGGCUGAAAAGAAAAUGGCUACAGAGAAAAGGCAGCUCCGGUGUCGGCAACAGCAACUGCAAAAGAGAAUCGCGUACCUCAGUGGCUACUAACCGACCAGAACGCCUGACUUCUUGGUCUCACAGACACAAGCUUAUUGUUUAACCUCUCUCUCCCUUUUAGUAAUUUGCACAUUUUGGUUACAGCGGGGGGGGCAGUCUGGACAGUAGAUCCCAGAAUGCAUUGCAGCCGGUGUGCGCACACAAUAAGGGCUUGCAUUCUUGGUAACCUCGAAACCCAAUUCUCCCUCUUCCCCGACCGACUCAUGGGAAUGCUGUCCUUCUCUGGCGCCUUUGGCUUCUCAGCAGGCAGCUACUGAGGAGAUUUGGGGUCUGCUUAGCUCACUAGCUCCUGACGAAAGGCUGACAGAUGCUAUGCAACAGGUGGUGGACGUUGUUGGGGCUGCAGCCUACGUGAAAUCUCACACUGUGCUGGGGCUUCAGGCUAGGAAAGGAUGCUGCUCUCACUGCUGUCUCUGGGGAUGAUCUGAGGACAGCUGGGCCUGGAUACUGUCCCCCAGGCUCCGUUUUCCAGGAGGCAAGCGAGCUGUCCCGGGCGAAGACAAGCUCGCAGACUUGAUCAGCAUGGAGCAUUACCUCACCGUCAGACACUUUACAGUAGCUGUGGAGUGGAAACCUUUAAGAUAGAUUUGGAUGGUAGGCCACACCCUUCCCUGCACGCUCAAUGCUAUGACUUUGAGAAAGGGCUUGGCCUCUAUGUAGAGUCUUUGUCUCAGAGUUCUCUGGGCCUUCUCAGAGAGGGACCUUUCUAUCCUCACAAGGGACCUUUUUGUUUCUUCCUGCCUUUGUUAUGCAAUGGCCACCACAGCACCCUUUCACACCGACCAGAAAUAUUUCCCCAGGACAUAGGGAAAUGGGUCACAGCCCAGGACCUGGGGAAGCCUUGGCAUCCCCACUCAUGACCAACGGUCCUUGCCCAGGUUUUCUGCAGGGCUAUUUGAGGCCCAGCUUGGAACCUUUUCUCGAGGCAGAUAGUUACAAGGUGCCUCUGAAGGACAAGCCCUAUCGCUUCCUCUUUCCCACCUGCCUCUCUGUCAGAUCUUGACUCUGUCUACAAUCUGCUGGAACAGUGCAAACCUGUCCUUCUCGAGCAACUUUGCUGGCUCUGCAGCCACCAUCCUGAUUCUCUGCCGGCCUGAGUCACAUCCUUUCCCCUGGAAUCUGGGCCUUACAGAGAGAUUCAGAGGGGCACCGCUUGCAUUCACCUGAUGCCCCCAGAAGGUAAACUUACUUCCUGGUGGGUUGUCAGUGUACCUCUAGGAACGCUACUCAGCCAACAAGGAGAGUUUGCUCCAGCUGUGUUCUGCAACUCCCUGUGGAAUCAAAGUACAGCCCUCUAUCCUGGGAAAGUCACCAAGCUAGCAGCCGUCACGUGAGCAUCUUUCAGGAGAUCCUAAGCUUUGCCUGAAAGAAGAGCCAGCCUUUCCAGAACUCUACCCAGGAAAGCAGAUCUGUUCCUGCUGGCCCUGGGCUUGGAAGUAGGGGUACAGUGUGGGGGACAGACAGUAAGUAACAACAUGUGGCUCUCAAAAACCAGCUACCACUUCCAAAUUGGCUCCCAACUGUGAUGGCCUCCAAUUACUUCCUGGCCUCAAGUCCUAGAGGAAGCUUCGGAAGUUGCUGUUGUACCUGUUGGGGCAGGACUUCUAGGCACCAAGGGACUCCUGGAACUAUCUUGGGAGGACAAGUGGUGAACAGGCUAAAGUCUCAUCUGAAUGGCUUGUGUUUUAUAAGCUGCUGCGGGGUUGUAUGCUGUGGGCGUCUUUUGUUUUUGUUUUUGCUUUUUUUUUUAAUACUGUAUUUUUGUAUGCUUUUUUGCAAAGUGGUGUUAACUGUUUUUGUAUAAGAAAAACAAAAAACAAAAACCCUCCUGUUGCAAGGGUCUGGUUUAUUUUGAAAGGUGCAUUUACCUGAAAUUUUGUAUUUAGUUGUAAUCAUUAAUUGCUUGAUUUUAAACUGUUGCCUUCUGGGACAUCUUCUAAUAAAAAGAUUUCUCAAAAAAA